Messenger RNA from Fundulus heteroclitus (mummichog), 1150 nucleotides. RefSeq names its product nudix (nucleoside diphosphate linked moiety X)-type motif 7 (gene nudt7). Bases 257 to 1000 code for a protein of 247 amino acids. Gene Ontology annotation, biological process: nucleoside diphosphate metabolic process; coenzyme A catabolic process. Gene Ontology annotation, molecular function: acetyl-CoA hydrolase activity; manganese ion binding; magnesium ion binding. Lineage: Eukaryota; Metazoa; Chordata; Actinopteri; Cyprinodontiformes; Fundulidae. The transcript has 3 exons. The record is from RefSeq and is a predicted model, not a curated record.
CACAUAAAGAAGUUGGACCGCCUUCCGGAACUAAUGUUUCUUUUGUCGAUCGUGUUGUAAGUUUCCUCCAACUGCUUGUUUUUAAAAUUCUCCUUGUAUUAUAGAAGCCGAUUGCUUUAACGUGGUAUAUUUAUAUUUAAUACCACAAACCCACGUGGUCGUUGCAGCUGUCAUCUCCUGCGGACCGUAGCUUUUUGAGGUAAAUCACAGCUAGCUUCUCCUCUGAAUGGAAACCGUUUAAAACGCCUCAAAAGGCAUGUUUGUUGUUUUACAGAAAUCAGUUAGGCAUUUCGUAAGGAGUCGGAACGUUUUAAUGUAUGGCACAACUAUGCUUCUAAAAGAGGAGGCAGUAGCGACUUUAAAGCGGUUUGACAUCGGGGAGAAGUUCUCCUACCUACCCGCCCUGCCCAAAGCCUCGGUGCUGAUCCCCCUGUUUGUGAGGGCUGGACGGCUGCACACCUUGCUCACUCUGCGCUCCCAGGAGCUGAGGACCAGUGCUGGGGAGGUGUGCUUCCCUGGUGGAAAGAAAGACCCCAGUGACCAGGAUGACGUGGAGACAGCCCUGAGAGAGGCACAGGAGGAGAUAGGACUACCGCCUGAUCACGUGGAGGUGGUCUGCACGUUGUUUCCAGUAAUCAGCAAGCAGAGAGGCCUACUGGUGAGCCCUGUCGUCGGGUUUAUAGAGGAGACAUUUAAUCCAACCCCAAACCCGUCAGAGGUCAGCGCUGUGUUUGCCGUGCCCCUGGACUUCUUCAUCAGAGAGAAGGACCACUACGCCACCAGCGGUGUCGCUGGGGUGAUCGGAACGCUGCACUCGUUUUAUUUUAGAGAUCCCGCUUCAGGAACCCAGUAUCACAUAUGGGGGCUGACGGCCAUGCUGGCAACACUGGUUGCUGCUCUUGCUCUGAAGAAAAAACCCGAGUUUGACGUUGGGUUCGAUUUUGUGGAUCCUUUGACCUUCUUCAAGAAGCUUCUGCAUAAAAAACUGAGUAAACUGUGAACCGCGUGUGACGUACCUGUGACCCUUGUAGCCUUGGAAUGCAAUGUGAAACUCAAUUUUUAAACAAUAUUUGUUCAACAAAAUGAAUGUAAAAGUGAUUGUUCACUUCUGUUUUCACAAGUAAACAAACAAAUUCUUCCAAAAUUCAAA